This is a messenger RNA of Myxocyprinus asiaticus (Chinese sucker), 8541 nucleotides long. RefSeq names its product neural cell adhesion molecule L1-like. NCBI's taxonomy places the organism in Eukaryota, Metazoa, Chordata, Actinopteri, Cypriniformes, Catostomidae. Gene Ontology annotation, molecular function: protein binding. The record is from RefSeq and is a predicted model, not a curated record. The coding region runs from base 974 to 4807 and encodes 1277 amino acids. Gene Ontology annotation, cellular component: axon; plasma membrane. Gene Ontology annotation, biological process: cell-cell adhesion; axon guidance. The transcript is spliced from 30 exons.
UAGGACUUGGUAAUGAGUAGCACCAUUCUGUUGACAUCAACGUGACAAAGAAAGUGACAACACAAUAGGUGGCGAUAUGCAUGACGAAUGUGAAUCGCCAAAAACAAAAGAAGAAGAAUGUGGAAGUAGUAAAAAGUAGUAAAAAAAAAUUUACUUAAAUAUUCAUACACAUCUGGGAUGGCAUGAGGACCACCGUCAGAAAGAGAGGGAGGUGCCGACAGAAAGCUCUUUGUGUGCCACCCUAUAAAUGCUGCAUAACAAUGCACUAAUUAGCAUAACAUGUAUUUCUCAUUCUUAUUACUCAUGCCUACCAGACAACCAGCUAAAAUCCUUUUAAUGGUGCUGUAGAACAGCUCUCUGCAUUUAACAUCACAUCACUCCCCUGCUUGAUUGAAUUACCCCCUCUCCUUCAAACAGAUCCUGCCAAUCACAGAUGAAAUUAUGGACAUAUUUCGUUUGGCACCAAGGGAAUGCAGAGCGGAAAGAAGGAUGAGGACAAUAAAGGAAUGGUCAGAGAAUGACGGGAGGGAGGGAGAGAUGAAGAGUGAGAGAAAAGAGGCAGGGAGCUGGAGAAAAAAGGGUGAUAUCACUGCCUCUAGACGGCAGCCAAUCAGAGGCAGGGAGAGGCAGUGAGGGAGCCAGAGAGGGUGUGUUUUCCUCGCACUGCAGCAUCAGCGUUGAAGGGAGGCCACAAUCAAUCUGACACACAGCAAGAGACACAAGAAUCUUCAGGGACAGAAAAAACGUCAGACGCUCAGAGUUGCCAGAGAAAGAAGGAAACCUGAAGCCGUUUUGAACCUGCAGAGUGACAGUACGGCAGGAGGGUGUGGACCUGAGAGAGACACGGAAGAAGAAACAGAUCGAGUGAGAAAGAGAACAGCAGAGAAGGAGGCAGAUUGGAGGACUGCUUUUCUCUGAGUGGGAUUAUCCAAGGUUUUUCUGCCGGUUGUGUUUGUGCCUGAAAGCAGGUGCAAUGCCUGCCACAUCACAACAGCAGGUGGGCAGCAGGGGGCAAUGCGCCCCUCUCCUGCUCUCUCUGCUCUCUCUCCUCCUGCUGUUCCUCGCUCCUAAGCCUGGGAAAGCCACCAUCAACAUCCCAUCCAAAUACAAAAUUAGAGACUUAAAAAGCCCUCCAGUGAUUACUGCCCAACCAGACUCUGUCACCACCUUUUCAACAGAUGACAUCACACUCACCUGUGAGGCAACUGGGAAUCCACCACCCACGUUCCGAUGGGUUAAAGAUGGUGUGGAGUUUGACCCGUCUCAAGACCCUGACCUUUCAGUGUCCAGAGAUUCUGGAACUUUUUCAUUGACAGCCAAGGAUGGACCGAUCCACCAAUACCAGGGCCGAUAUAGCUGUUAUGCAUCUAACGAGCUUGGCACAGCUGUGUCUAAUGAGGCUCGCAUUAUCACAGAGAACAAUCCCACUCAACAGAAGGAGAAGAAGGUGUCAAUAAAAGUGGAGGAAGGAGAAAGUGUGGUGCUUCCCUGUAACCCUCCUAAUAGCACUGUGGUGCCAGUCAUGCACUGGAUGGACAAGAAACUGAAGCACAUUCAGCAGAAUGAGCGUGUAAUUCAGGGUAGGGAUGGAAACCUGUACUUCUCUCAUGUGACUGCGGCAGACAGCCGUGACGACUACACCUGCAACACUCAGUUCCUCAGUGCCCGCAUCAUCAUGCUCAAAGAUCCCAUCAAGCUGACAGUUGUCCCCUCUAAUUCGGUGGUGCGUAACAGAAGGCCACAAAUGAUGAGACCCACUGGCUCGCGGAGCUCCUACCUGGUGCUCAGUGGCCAAAACCUGGACCUGGAGUGCAUUGUUCAGGGCCUGCCUUCUCCCAAAAUCCAGUGGAUCAAGAAAGAUGCAGUCAUGUCUGAGUCCCGCACUUCCAGAGACAAUUAUGACAGAGUGCUGCGCUUCAAGAAUAUCUCUGUGUCUGACAGUGGCGAGUAUCAAUGUUCCGCCACCAAUCUACAGGGGAUGACCACUCACACCUACAGCAUCACUGUAGAAGCUGCCCCAUAUUGGACUAAAGAACCAAAGAGCCAGCUGUAUGCCCCUGGAGAGACAGUUAAACUGGAAUGUAAAGCUGAUGGCAUUCCCAGCCCCGUUGUGACCUGGAGCAUCAAUGGCAAUCCUCUAACUGAUAUUGACCCAGACACCAGACGCAGUGUGAAACAUGGCAUACUUACUCUGAAGAAUGUGGAAAUCAGUGACACAGCAGUGUAUCAGUGCAAAGCCGCCAAUAAGCAUGGAGCAGUCCUUGUCAAUGCAUAUGUCUAUGUUAUAGUACUACCUCCUCAGAUUCUGACAGAGGACGGCCUCAUGUACUCAGUAGCAGGAGGACAGACGAUCGAGCUAGCUUGUGAGACCUUUGGCUCUCCUCUGCCCAAUGUCACAUGGGAGGGUGAGUCCUGGGGUGCUCUUGUAGCCAACCCUAGGAUGAGUCAGUUAUCUGAUGGUUCUCUACAGAUCAGUAACGCCUCUCUCAAUGACAGUGGCCAAUAUACUUGCACUGUCAACAAUAGCAAAAUCACCAUCACUGCUGAGCUGGAUGUACUCAACAAAACAGUCAUUGUGAAACCUCCGUUGGCUCUGCGAAUCCAGCGGGGCAAACCAGCCACCCUCACCUGUGAGUACCAGGUGGACUCCAGGCAGGACACCCCUCAAGUCCAGUGGAGGAAGAACAGACAAAAGCUCUCAGAGUCCUCUGAUUCAGACAAGUACAUGCUAGAUGAAUCCACCCUCAUAAUACCUGAUGUCGAGGAAGGGGAUGAAGGGAUUUAUACAUGUGAGGUCAUUACAACGCUGGAUAUGGCUGAAGCAAGUGGCUCCAUCACUAUAGUUGACCGACCAGACCCUCCAAUCCAAGUCCUGAUGACCGAACUUAAAGAACGUAGUGUCACUCUCAGCUGGACACCUGGAGAUGAUCACAACAGCCCUGUGCUAGAGUAUUUGAUUGAGUUUGAAGAGACAGGAUCUGAAAGAAAGGAAUGGGAAGAACUAAGUCGUGUGUCGGGCAGCAAUCUGCGAGCUACACUUCCUCUGAAGCCCUUCAUUUCUUACCGUUUCCGAGUCAUCGGCAUCAAUGACAUCGGCAAGAGUGACCCAAGCAUGCACACGGAGCCCUAUUCCACACCAGCAGCUCCACCAGACAGCAACCCUGAAGGAGUGCGCAGUGAUUCCAUCGACCCAGACACCCUUGUCAUCACAUGGAAGGAGAUGGCCAGGCGUAGUUUUAACGGCCCUGAUUUUCGCUAUAAAGUGAUGUGGAGAAAGGUUUUGGGCAGUGGUCCAUCCUGGCACACCAACUACACAACCUCUUCACCCUUCAUCGUCACAGAUGUGGGCAACUUCACUGCCUUUGACAUUAAAGUGCAAGCUGUCAAUGAGAUUGGAGAUGGACCAGAUCCCAAAUCCACCAUUGGAUACUCCGGAGAGGACUACCCUCUUGAUGCUCCUCUGGAUGUUGGAGUGGCUCUGAUUAACAGCACUGCCAUUAAAGUGACGUGGGCGGCCGUGAAUAGAGAGACAGUGAGGGGUCGUCUGCAGGGUUACAAGAUUCAUCUGAUGCACUACGGCCCUGAAAGCAGACACCUCAGACGGGAGCGUGUCAGGGAGGGGAAGCCAACCAAUAUCUCGGUUGUGAUGACUGGCAGUUCAGAAGAGAGGAAAGUUCUGGGAGACCUGCAGCCUUACUCCCAUUACGCACUGGCUGUCAGUGUUUUCAACAAUAAAGGAGAUGGACCACAGUCUGAACCCCUCACAUUCCACACACCGGAGGGAGUGCCUGGUCCUCCUUCAUCUCUGAUGCUGGAUAGCCCUUCAGAGACAGAAUUGACACUGCACUGGACUCCACCCACUCAGCCAAAUGGAGUCCUGAUUGGAUACGCGUUACAUUAUCAACAAGUUGAUAAUGAAAACAGUCCAAUGCAGGUGGAAAUGAUUAAUGGCCACAGUGCAUCUCACUUCACUUUAAAAAAGCUUGACCCUCACAGUCAUUACCGCUUCUACCUGCGGGGUCGCACUGCUGCUGGAGAAGGCCUGCCAGUCAUCAGAGAGGGAGCCACCACACUGGAUGGAGGUCCUCCCUCCAACAUUAGCUUAUCGGUUGGAGAGACAUCAGUCAACCUGACUUGGGUGCCCAAAGAGAGACAAAGAAGCGUGGGUUUCUUUAUUCAUUAUCUGAGAAAAGAUGGAAGGGGCAAAUGGAAGCGUUCUGAAAGAGUCAACACCUCUCAGUCAUUCUAUACACUGCAGGGGCUCCAGCCAGGAUCAUAUUAUCAGCUGCACUUUGACUUCAGCAACAAAACUUUCUGGGAAACUAAGAUCCAGACAGCAGGAGCAAGAGUCAAGGAUGUACAGGCUGCUUUUGUCACAGAGGGCUGGUUCAUUGGACUCAUCAGCGCCCUAGUGCUGUUGCUGCUGUUACUGCUCAUUCUCUGUUUUGUAAAACGGAACAAAGGUGGAAAAUACUCAGUUAAAGACAAAGAAGAAGGCCAGAUAGAUUCUGAAGCACGACCAAUGAAUAGCGAGGCUUUUGGAGAGUACAGUGAAAAUGAGGAAAAGCGGACGGCAAGUCAGCCGUCUCUGUGUGAAGACAGUAAGCUUUGUACCGACGAUGCACUGGACGAUUACCCCAACAGCAACAGCGUGCAGACUGAAGUGAUCAUGGAUGAGUCACUGGCCAGUCAGAGCAGCGGAGUCCGAGAUGCUCCUGACCCUGAGACUGAAGAAAGCUCCCCAUUAAAUCCUGCCACAACCAUCUCCCAGCAUGGCCUGCCCAACUCUGCUGCCCUCCUUGAUUAGAGCCGGGCACACCUGAGACCCAACGUGGAUUCACACAUGUGCCCACUUGUUGCAACCCAUCAUGACUGACCAAACAAUCAACAGCCCAUAAUAUUGAGACCUACAAACCAAACAGAUGCCAAGAAAACAUAGCAGAAGCACUGCUGGGGCUUACUUCAGACAUAACCAGACCAAGCCAAUACUUUUUACACAUCCAGAAGGAAACAUUUGACAUAAAACAUAUAUGGACUGCCAUGCUCAUUGUUUACAGAUAUUAUCUCUCAUUUUACGAUAUAAAGUAUAGUCGUUUACAGUUAUACACACAUGACAAGACAAGAAACUCCCAUGUAACUUUCAGAAAAGACUUCUUUGAUAAUCCAUUGCUAAAUAAAGAUGAUGCCAAGCUCUUAUGGUGGAUGCCGAAGCAAAUAUGGAGUUAGAUUCACCUGUAUGACGAUAACAAGUGUUAUGGAAGGAGAACAGGUAGAGCGAGAGACUGAGGGCCUUAAAAUCAUAACUAAAUGCAUUGUGCAAGCAUAUCAACAGCACAAGCUGGAUAUUGAUUGCAAAAUUUAAUCAAGUAAUUGGGUUUUGUGCUUUUCUAGCAUUUUUGUUUAAAGAAAGUAUAAUUAUGUUUAAAGACUUGUCUGUGCCAUUUUUUAUUCAUUUUUCAUUUAUUUUUUUACUUAUGAAUAAGUUUCAUGUUGUGUUUUAUGUCAUCUUUGCAUAAUUUAUUGUAAUAUUUUUAUGAUUCAGUUGAAGAUACUUAUCCACAUGCCCAUGACCUAAAAUUACACACUUCCAUACUGUAAAUAUAUGAGAUGCAAUGAUUCUACGACAUAAGAUCGUUUAUAGCAAGCUGUACAUAUAUAACUUCUAUCAAUUUAGCCAAAUACAGUAUUAUAAUCUCUCUUCUCUCAACUCCAUUGGUUCCUGUGCCUGCCUACAUAAACAUACUCCAUCAGAAAUGUCACCACCAUCUUGAAGGGAUAAUUCACCCAAAAAAAAAAAAAUAUUUCAUAAUUUACUCACCCUAAUGUUGUUCCAAACCUGUUAGAUUUGUCUUUCUUCCAGCCUCAGUCACUAUUGACUUUUAUUGUAUUGAUAAAAAAUGCAAUGAAAGUGAAUGGUGACUAAGGCUAACAUUCUUCCUUUUGUGUUCCACGGAAGAAAGAAAGACAUACGGGUUUGGAACGUCAUGAGGAUGAGUAAAUGAUGACAGAAUUUUCAUUUUUGGGUGAACUAUGCCUUUUUAAGCAUUUUCCACCAUGACAUUUUUGUAUGUGUUUUUUUUAUUGCUUUUUGUGCAGUGUAUUCAUCUGUAUUGACAGAUACUCUCUUGCAGUCCUGUUGGUGUAAAGCCAUAAGAAUACACAUGUAAGGUGCGUAUUAAGUUGUGAGGUAGUCUUGAGUUAGAUAGGGUUGUGAGAGAGUACAUCUCACACUCAGAGAUAUAUACAGUUUAAUUAAUGUAUGUUCUAGCUUGUGUCUUAUUACACAGAGAAUGUAUGCUUUGUUUGGAUGGGAAAUAUGAUUCCAUACCAGUAUACCAAAUAGCAUUCUUUUCCUUUUUUUUUUUUUUUUUUUUGCAUUUUGCAUUUUGGUGUCUUUGAUUACUAGUUUGAUAAACAAACAUAGCAGAAAUUAGCACUGAAAGAAGCUAUGGCACAUCUGGUAUUUCUCAAGAGAAGUGGCACGGGGGGGAAAUCUCUUAAAGGGAUAUUUCAUCCAAAAAUGGAAAUUCUCUGAUCUUAUCAGUUCACCCUCUUGCCAUCCCAGAUGUGUAUGACUUUCUUUCUUCUGCUGAUCACAAAUGUAGAUUUGAACACAAAUUAAGAUUUGAAUAUUUCAGCUCUGUAGAUCCUUUCAAUGCAAGUAAAGGGUGGUCAGACCUUUAAAGCUCCAAAAAGCACAUAAAGGCAGCAUAAAAAUAAUCCAUACCACUCCAGUGGUUUAAUAUGUCUUCUGAAGCGAUGCAAUCACUUUAGGUGAGAAACAGAUCAUUAUUUUUUAUCCUUUUUUACUAUAAAUCUCUAUCUAUAAAUAUCUAUAAAUGUGAAAGUGGAGAUUUAUAGUAAAAAAAAAAAAAAAAAAAAAGGACACACCUAUCAUAUCGCUUCUGAAGAUAUAGAUUUAACCACUGGAGUCUUAUAGAUUACUUUUAUCCUGCCUUUAUGUGAUUUUUGGAGCUUGAAAGGUCUGGUUACCACUCACUUUCAUUGUAUGGACCUAAAGAUACUCUUCUAAAAUAUUCUUCUAAAAAUCUUCGUUUGUGUUCUGCAGAACAAAGAAAGUCAUACACAUCUGGUAUGGCAUGUGGGUGAGUAAAUGAUAACAGAAUGUAUAUUUUGUGGGUAAACUAACCGUUUUAUUCCCAGAUGAAUGUAAAUAUAACCCAAAAGAUUGUUUGUUUUGACAUUUGAAACUGUCUUGUUAGGUUUUGUAACCGUUUACUUGUUUCAGUUUUGUACAAAAUUUUAACUUUAGAGUAACUUGUUAGUUGUGAUAGGACUGUGGUAGAUAAGUAGUGCAUAGUUUCCAAAACAAAGAAAAAAAGUCCUUUGAUAUCUAAAUGUUGCAGGUUCCGAUAAAAAAAUAAAAUAUUAAUACAAUUGUAUAAACAGAUUGGAUUAAAAAAAAAGAAAAAAAAAAGCACCAUAACUGCUUUCAUCUAAUUGAAGUUACUGACAAAACAAGAUUGUGCUUAUAGUUUCCCAAGUGCUGAAUAAUGGCAGUAUUGUGUGUAUCUGAUUCAAAUCUAUCAUUGCAGUGGCAGGGCAAAAGAAAGGAUGCAAUCAUCGUAUUUGCACACAUACACUCCCAGGGAGCAAUAUGUGCUGACUCAGAUCUUUGAGACCACUGUCUUUGCAGUUAUUCCCAGUCCUUUGGGACAGCUGUGGGGGCCAGACUGCUCUGUUAUUAUUCCGAUCUGUGUUAGCUUCCUUCACAAAAGCUGUACAGACACACUCAGGACAAAAGUCCCUUAGAGAUCUAUUUUCUUACGGGAGGCAGUAGUGAUGCAAAUUAUUUUCAACUCAAUAUUCAACUGAACUGCUGCUAGACUUGUGUAUUUUGUCAGAGUCUUGACUGUGUAUUGAGCUUGAAGAUGAAUUGACUCUCAGAUAUCCACUUUACUGCCCUCAACUAGUGCAAGAGAAUUGGGGGCGCCACUUAAAGUCAACAUGAAAUAAAAAGAAAAAAACCUUUUCACUUUCUAAAUACACAUUCUUAAUCUUAUUGUGAAGGAUUCAUCGGUGCAUGUUGUUUUAAAGAAAAAAACUGUUUGAAAAAAUAGAUCUUUCAUCAAAAUUUUAUAAUUUGCUUGGCCUCUGAAACAACUUUCCUUUUUGGCUGAUGUCACCAAGGCAUCUUAUUUUUUAACCCCUCCCCUCCAACCACAUUUUCAUGAUCCAGUCAACCCUGAUGGAUAAAAUCAAGUUCUGCCAUACAUUUUUUCCACAUUGAAUAUCCCAUUUCACUUGAAAAUGUAACAUUAUGGAAGUAAAAUGGAUUGUAAAUGGCAUUCCAUGUUGACUUUAGGGCUUGAUUAGUGAACAAACAUUGCGAUUUCUGUUGUUAUUUGUCAAAUGUAUGCAUUCAAGCUCAUAAUCCAUUAAAACGCAUCUUAAACUGGCUUCAUCUACUGUAGGCUUAAAGCAUAAAUAAAUAGCUUGUCCUAACAGUCUCUUACUCCUCCUGUAUGUUCUGUUAUUUAUACUGCAUAUGAUGUGACAAUAAAUGAAGGACCAAGUCAA